Messenger RNA from Didymosphaeria variabile, 1080 nucleotides. RefSeq lists its product as uncharacterized. The transcript is spliced from 2 exons. Lineage: Eukaryota; Fungi; Ascomycota; Dothideomycetes; Pleosporales; Didymosphaeriaceae. Bases 1 to 1080 code for a protein of 359 amino acids. Gene Ontology annotation, molecular function: oxidoreductase activity. The record is from RefSeq and is a predicted model, not a curated record.
AUGUCGGAAUAUAUUACACCGCUGAACGUGUUUGCUGGCAUCGUCGUCGUCAUCGCCUCCAGUUUCAUCAUGCCUGAAUUUCGAGAAAUGGCCAAAGUUACCCUCUUUGGGUCGGGUAACAAAGGCGGUGCCACGUUCAGUCCCGAAAAAGAUAUUCCAUCGCUGGCAGGCAAGGUCGUACUCAUUACCGGAGCCGCGGGUGAUCUAGGCCGGCAAACGGCCAUCGAACUCGCAAAGUAUGGUCGACCUGCGCGCAUUUAUGUUGCAGACCUGCCACGUGAUGAAGCGCAGAAGAAAGCAGUCGUGGAUCGCAUCAGCCGGGAAGCCUACGAUGAUCAAGCGGGGGAAAACACGACCACGCCGAGUACCGAGAUGCGCUUCAUCGACUUGGAUCUGACGUCUUUCGACAGCGUCCGAGCGUGCGCUGCGGAAUUUGCGGCAAAGGAAGAGCGUCUGGAUAUCCUCGUUCUCAACGCAGGUAUCAUACGUGUCGCGAAGGGGACGACGAAGGAAGGAUAUGAGGUCCACUUCGGUCUCAACUAUCUAGGCCAUGCGCUGCUGGCGAAGUUGCUUGUCCCAAGCCUUGAGAACACUGCAAAGCAGGGUGCAGAACCGCGCGUGGUGGUCGUUUCGAGUGAGGGCCACGCCAUGGCGCCUAAGGGUGGGAUCCAAUUCGAUAAGCUGAAGAGCGAGUGCGCGUCCAUGGACUACUCGCAAAGGUACGGCCAGAGCAAAUUAGCCCUCAUUCACCUUGUGCGACAACUCGCAAAACAUCACCCUGAAUCCAAGGUUGCCGCGGUGCAUCCAGGAAGGAUUCUGACAGGCAUGGCGGAUGCACUGAAGAAAGAAAGCUUCCUCGUCAAAAUCACAGCGCCUAUCGCACCCUUCUUCUGUGUGCCGGUAUCUGUCGGCAUCAUCAACCACCUGUGGGCGGCUACUAGUCCAAAUGUAGUAAGUGGUACGUACUACGAGCCUGUAGGCGUACCUGGAAAGGAAUCUGCGUUGGCGAAGGAUGAAGCGCUCUCUGCAAAACUGUGGGAAUGGACUGAGGAGCAAUUCAGCGGUGUGAAGCCGUUGUAA